UUUUUUUCUUGAAUUAGGUACCGUUGAAUGAUAUGAUGGAGGUGUUCGGUUCGGGUAUUUCAUAUCAUGAUGUAAUGAUAUUUUGAGAAGCGAGGCGGGUUUUGUUUUUAAGCUUUUUUAUUUAUUAAAAAUUGAGCCCGGAAGGAAGUGACGAGCGAAGGAAAACCCCCGCCGGCGCGCGAUGCUGGAUGUGCAAAAUGUGCUCAGGGAAGGAUUCGACAACGGCGGGAUUGCGGGUGUCGACACUGGGAUCGACACCGCUUUGCUCAACUUCACGGACGACGGCUCGGAUCCGUUCGACGGGUUCGCCGAAUUUGAGACCUCUUUCGCUGCUGCGGCUUCUUCCUCGCUCCGCAGCCAGUUGUUCCUGGAUCAGCUGCAGAUCCCCAGGGACUUGUGGAACCUGACGGUGCAAUUAUUCAAUGACGAGAUCCUGCUGAACUCCUCGACGUACGUACAAGACGGCUUCGUGCACGAGGUGUACACGUUUCAUCCGAAAGCCCAGUGUGCGAUGCUCAUUGUGUUGACGUGCACAACGCUCAUUGUCAACUUGUCCAUCGUGGCGAAUGUGCAAAGGAACGAGAUCAAGCGACGCAUGGCCAAUUUCACGCUCAUUUCGCAUCUGUGCACUGUGGACAUGCUUGGCGCUGUGUUCAUCUCGCCGCUGCCGUUUUGGGCCACUUGGGAGGGCUUUUGGAUGCACAACGAGUUUGUGUGCAUGUCUAGCUGCGUGGCAGUGGUGGCCAUGUGGCUUCAGCACAUUCUCGUCUUUUCCUUGCUCAAAAUUGAUCAGGUAUUUGCUGGUUGGUUACCGGUGGGAGCGUAUCCGGCGAUAUCCGCCGACGUGGCGACAUUCGUGGUGCUGGGCAUUUGGGCAAUAGCAUUUGGCUCCAGCGGUCUUGUGGUGUCUGUGUACGGGUCUAUCUUCGAGCCGGCCGUAAUGCUUUGUAUUCCCAAUCUGCCGCCUUCCUUCUUCAUUACGGUCUUCAUUAUCUACUGCCUCAUCAUUGCUUCCAUGGUGUUGGGUUACGCCGUUGUGGCGUGUAUCAUUUGGCGCCACCGGUUGAAG
Molecule: messenger RNA, 1069 nt
Organism: Notodromas monacha
Lineage: Eukaryota; Metazoa; Arthropoda; Ostracoda; Podocopida; Cyprididae
Source: the annotation of a GenBank genome assembly